UUGUUUAUAAACUGCAAUUUCAACAUCACUCAGUAGUUACAGAUAUCAUUGAUGCCAUAUGCGACUGGCAUAUGUUUAUAGAGGAAGCAUAACGUAUUACAUUACAUUUCGCAACACAAUUUAUGUGAGGAAUCUGCUGCACCGGCUGCUUCAAUCCUGGACACAGGUGCCCAACACAGACAUGAUGGAUAUAUGUGUUGUUGCUGUGAGGAUUACCUGAAAUGAAGUGACGUCCAUGUUGAAAUCCUACCAUGAAAACCUGGCAUGUCUCUCCAUUUCUAAGAUCUAGAUUCGGCAAAACAAUUCUGCUGUCGCUAUGCGUCCUUGUAUUUGUUGUCUUUACGAACCUGUUUUACGGGUUUAGCGUACUAACGAAAACCUCUCCCAUGACAUUAACGUCUAGUGUUAACUACUUCAGGAUGCUUCAGCACAUGCCUAAAAAAUUAAUUAGAAAAUCUGGAAGCACGACAGAACAAAUAUGUCGUCAUCCAAGACUAUCCCUUUUCCAAGACUCCAUACAGAGUGCUUUUCACCCCAUGGAUCCAUUAGUGUGUUUAGCGAAAAAUCUGUUUUACUUUGAGAAAGGCGUUCUUCGUAUGAACGACACCGUUUUAAAUCCAUUUGAUCAGUAUAACCGUCAUGAAUUUGGAGAAGCAAAAACAAAUCUUUCAGAGGAUGAAACAAAAAUAAUCAGGAAGUGUCUUUACAGAGGAAUAGAGAGGGUUACAGACGACUAUCAUACAUUCACAGAAACAAUCGUCAAAGAAAAGCCGCCAUUCAGUUUGCUUGUAGAGCAUGACUUUAUGUCGGUGAAAUGUUUUUAUCAUCAUCCAGAAGAUGACGAAAAGGAACCAGAAGAAAAGGAACCAGAUUCGGAUGAGAAAAAUAAAUUGGAUGAAAAGGACCAGUCCGGUGUGGCAGAUGAGGAAAAGAAUUUCGGACCCAUAAAUUUUGAUGAAAUGAACCGUGAAAGUUUCCGUGAUGUUGAUGAAACAUUAAACGAGCAUGGGAGAGAUGCUUUGUUUGGCAGCGAAUAUGAUCACAGCUUUGAUGGAAAUUUUUCGUAUGAUUAUUUACAUUCAUGGCAUGAUUAUCACACUGACUUUGAGGAACAGGACAUUGCUGAUUUUGAUCAAUUUUUAGUACAGGUGCACCCAAAGCCGAGUGUCUUUCAAAGGAUUAAGGACAGCGUAAAGAAUAAACAUGCAACACAUUUGAAUGUCCUCAUGCUUGGUUUGGAUUCAAUGUCACACCUGUCAUACCAACGAAAGCUGCCAAACACUUACCGCUACCUCAGAGAUGAACUGGACAUGGUGAUUCUAGAUGCUUAUAACAUUGUAGGAGAUGCUACUACAGCCGCCUUGAUACCCAUACUAACAGGCAAGACAGAAGUAGAAUUACCAGAAGUUCGGAUAAAUCAUGAUGAUGCAGUGACUGUUGACAAAUACCCGAUGAUUUGGAAUGAAUUUCGGGACCAAGGCUAUGCAACGUUGUUUGCAGAGGACGAGCCAAGCAUAAGUGCCUUCAAUCUACGAUUAAAGGGAUUUGAAAACCAGCCGACAGAUCAUUACAUGCGUCCAUUUUGGCAAGCCAUCUGGGGAUCACAGCUUCGCGAAAAUAGUGUUCGGUAUUGUACUGGAGGUACACCUCAUCACAGCUACACCCUGGACUACGUGAAGGACUUCUUUGUCAAGUACAACAAUGUGUCAAAGUUCACGUUCGCUUUCAUGUCUGAAUUGACUCAUUGGGAUAACAAUCCCGGGGAACAUAUAGACAACGAUUUGUUUAAGUUUUUGAAAUUCUUUGAAAAGUCUGGUUACCUAGACAACACAUUGCUCAUUCUGAUGGCGGAUCACGGGGCUCGAUAUAGUCGUGUGCGGCACACUAUACAGGGCAAACUGGAGGAGAGACUGCCAAUGUUUGCUCUCAGAUUUCCUCCCAAAUAUCAAUCAUUCCAUCCAAGGUUGAUGGAGAAUCUUCGCAGGAACUCCAAAAAGCUCACAACUCCUUUUGAUAUUCACGAGACAUUAAAGGAUGUUCUGGACUUGUCGCGAACAAGUAAGUCCAGCCCACCACACAGUAGAGGCAUCAGUCUGCUGCAGCAGAUUCCACUCAAUAGGACAUGUGCUAUGGCCAAGAUUGAUGUUCACUGGUGUACCUGCUUGAUGCAGGAAAACAGGGAUGUGAAAAGUGAACAUGUACAAAAGGCAGCUUUUGAAAUCCUCUCUUACAUAAAUCAGUUGACUGAGCCAGUGAGGUCGGAAUGUGUUCCCCUAAAUGUGAAGGAGAUCAUACUAGCCUACCUUAUGAUUCCAAAUGAAAAGGUGCUGACAUACAUCAGGUCCAGGGAUGCUGACAACAGAGUGGCAAACUUUAGUCAGGAGGCCACAGUAGACAUUGUACAUUACCAGAUCACCAUGGUUACUCUGCCAAACAAUGGAAUGUACGAGGCCACCAUUUUGAUGAAUGUGACAAAUGGAAGAAUCAAAGUAAACCCAGAAAUGAUAAGUCGUUUGGAUUUGUACGGUACCCAGCCAGCCUGUAUACAACGCCGCUACCCUGAUCUCAGGAAGUACUGCUUCUGUGAACAACUGUUACAUCACAACACAACAUGGCAUACAGUGGUGCUACCCUGAUGUCAGGAAGUACUGCCACCGUGAAUAACUGUUACAUCACAACACAACACGGCAUACAGUGGUGCUACCCUGAUGUCAGGAAGUACUGCCACCGUGAAUAACUGUUACAUCACAACACAACACGGCAUACAGUGGUGCUACCCUAAUGUCAGGAAGUACUGCUUCUGUGAACAACUGUUACAUCACAACCCAACACAACACGGUGUACAGUGGUGCUACCCUGAUCUCAGGAAGUAUUGCUUCUGUGAACAACUGUUACAUCACAACACAACACAGUGUACAGUGGUGCUACCCUGAUCUCAGGAAGUACUGCCACCGUGAAUAACUGUUACAACACAACACAACACGGUGUACAGUGGUGCUACCCUGAUGUCAGGAAGUACUGCCACUGUGAUCAACUGUUGCAAUGGCAAAACACAACAUAUAGUCUAAAUCUGGAAAUAAAAUCACGGAAUUGAGUUCAAUCCAUGAAAAUACAACCAUAGAACUACCCGGUAAUUAGCUCAAGUUUGGACGAUUUGAUUACCUUACAAACAGAUUAUUUUAGUACUAAAUUAAAUAACUAUGAAUGUUUCCUUACCAGACUUGUAUAACAGUUUUUGUUCAUGAUCUGAAUGUUAAAAACACUUAAUGAGUUUUACUGUCAGUUCCAUCAUUCUAAACCAGACUGUGUAUUGUAACUAACAAAAAUGAAAUAUACUGUACCUUCUAAGUCUGACAGUUAAAACAUUAUAGAAAAUUCGUGAUUGCUAACGCAAAACAUUUCAAUUUCUGUUUUAAAUAUUAAAUCUGGACACAUUUACGCUACAACAUUACAGCUGUCAUGUUAGGGUAUUGGAAGUCAGAAGAGAAUGUCUUUCUGUCACACACCUAAAUGAUAUUGGUCUUCAUCAUCAGGAGUACUUGAUGUAUUCUCCUUAUCAUGAAACUAUUUGCGUUUUAUGAGGGAAACAAGCAGAUGUGUUAUAUUGUGUUGAAAAUCAAACUGGAGAGUACCUGUUUUGGGAAUUCCAAGGGCUCAACGUUGUCAUUGUUUUCAUCCAGUUUGACAUAAUUAUUAUACAGGAGGUUGACACUAUUCUGCCAAUAUAUGACAAGAGGGACUAAUUAUAUUUAUUUGAUAUAAGGGAGUAUAUCACAUAACUGUUUUAUAUAACUGGGAUAUAACUAGAACUGGGGAAAACUGUUUUAUAUAACUGGGAUAUAACUAGAACUGGGGAAUAUAUCAUAUUAGUAUUUUUUUUACAGGAAUACACCUUGUUACUGUAUAUUUUUCUACUUUAAAUAUAAUUAACAGGAGGGAAUAUAUCGCUUUAUUGCUUAUGUGGCAGGUUUUAAUUGUACAUAGAAUUAAGGUCGCCUUCUAGCUUCGAGCUAGAAGGAAUUUCCCUUUAGCUCAGUGGUAGAGCGUCUGACUAAGAACCUGGAGAUCGAGGGCUCAAUAACCGGUGGAAGCACACUUUUCUCUUUCCUUUACACUUAUAUACCUUGGGUAUUACUAGCAGAAAAGAGUACAUCAAGUUAAUAUUUUAUAAACAUUUAUAUAUCGGUUAUAAAUUUAACACGAUUUUAUAAAGCGAUCAAUAUGAAAUCCCUCUGAGGAACUCUCAGCAGCAACAUUUUUUUAAUUCUUGUUUACAAAACAAUUCAAGUGGGGGUCACAAUAGCCUUGAUAUCCUUAUGGUUGACAAUGUCUGUAGUCUUGAUACGUUGAUAAACUGUAUCCUUAUUGUCAGCGUAGUCCCAUGUCCUGUUUAUCUCAGUGCCUUCAUUAUAACAGCCUCACUGUCCACGAGGCUGUCUUCCUCAUUCUGUUAAAUUCCCACCUUCUAUGUACGCUGUAUGCA
This is a messenger RNA of Mizuhopecten yessoensis (Yesso scallop), 4483 nucleotides long. RefSeq lists its product as uncharacterized. The record is from RefSeq and is a predicted model, not a curated record. NCBI's taxonomy places the organism in Eukaryota, Metazoa, Mollusca, Bivalvia, Pectinida, Pectinidae. The transcript has 4 exons. The coding region runs from base 252 to 2636 and encodes 794 amino acids.